Mesitornis unicolor (brown roatelo) is the source of this 486-nucleotide messenger RNA. RefSeq names its product epithelial membrane protein 1 (gene EMP1). Gene Ontology annotation, cellular component: plasma membrane. Bases 1 to 486 code for a protein of 161 amino acids. The record is from RefSeq and is a predicted model, not a curated record. NCBI's taxonomy places the organism in Eukaryota, Metazoa, Chordata, Aves, Mesitornithiformes, Mesitornithidae. The transcript is spliced from 4 exons.
AUGUUGGUGCUACUGGCUGGUAUCUUUGUGGUUCACAUCGCCACUGUCAUCAUGCUCUUUGUCUCCACCAUUUCCAAUGUUUGGAUGGUGGGUUCUUCCAACUUAGGGACAGCCUCAUCGGGACUCUGGCUACUGUGCAACAAGACCUGCGAGCGGCUGGUAGUCAACAGUAGUGAUGAGGCUUCCCUUAAAACCGUGCAAGCUUUUAUGAUCCUAGCGAUCAUCUUCUCCGUCAUCGCACUUGUCAUGUUCAUUGUCCAGCUGUUCACCCUGGAGAAAGGGAAACGUUUCUACAUCACUGGAGCCUUCAUGCUGGUUUGCUGGAUCUGCAUUCUGAUUGCAGUCUCCAUUUACACAGCUCGGUUCACAGUCAGGGUGGCAGAGGCCACAAGUUCUCACCAUGGCUACUGCUUCAUAUUGGCCUGGAUUUGCUUUUGCUUCAGUUUCAUCAUCAGCAUCCUCUACUUCGUUCUCAGGAAAAAAUAA